AUGUAUUUCACAAAAGCUCUUUCGGGAGGAUUUAUGGAGGCUCAGACACACAUCGUCGAGCUCGAGGACGUGCAUCCGGUGCUCUUCAGAGUCUUUAUUACCUUCCUGUACACCGACAAACUCGCUCACGAGUCUCCGUACUCAAGUAUCCCUUCGUUCGGAGACUUUGACGAUUUGAAUGAGACGCUGNNAAAGAAUACCAUCCCUACGAAAAGGAAGCAGACGAAAACCAAGAUAAUUCCGAGGACGAAGAGGACGAUAUUGACGAUCUCUCGCAAUUCAAGGAAGGAGUCNCCCGAAAGCUGGACCUACUUGAUUCUUGCUGGGCUGUUCGUUCUAGGCGAUCGUCUGGAUGCCGCUACAUUCAAGAGGCAGGUACUUGAUACUAUUGCUGGAAAGACCGAAACACUCUUCGCCACACCACAUGAUUCGGCCAUACUUUACGCAUAUGCAAACACGACCAAGAACUCUCCGCUGCGCCGACUUCUCGUCCACAUCACUGCCUAUCAAACGUCCUUCGAGAAAUCUUACAACACUUGGAACCAUAUGCCAGUCGAGUUUCUCACUGCAGUGAUGGUGACAAUGGGAAGGAGGCUGCCAGUCAUGCAAUGUCCAUCUUGNUUUCAAAAAGCUAUUCACGCCAACAAAAUCGAAAAGUUGGUCAUUGAUGAUGUGGCCGUGGACGGAGACUUACCACCAUUCAAAUAUGAUCUCUGUUUCUACCACGAACACAAGGAUGAAGAUGAGGAGGAGACGUGUCGUGAGACUCGUUUGAGCAGAAUGGACCUCGAAUCAUCGGAAGACAUGAGCCAGAGUCCCGAGUUGUAA
Molecule: messenger RNA, 828 nt
Organism: Aureobasidium musti
Lineage: Eukaryota; Fungi; Ascomycota; Dothideomycetes; Dothideales; Saccotheciaceae
Source: the annotation of a GenBank genome assembly